Molecule: messenger RNA, 1091 nt
Organism: Drosophila ficusphila
Lineage: Eukaryota; Metazoa; Arthropoda; Insecta; Diptera; Drosophilidae
Gene: Tengl1
Product: endonuclease G, mitochondrial
Exons: 2
Coding region: 101-1060 (319 amino acids)
Biological process (GO): apoptotic DNA fragmentation
Cellular component (GO): mitochondrial inner membrane; nucleus
Molecular function (GO): single-stranded DNA endonuclease activity; RNA endonuclease activity; metal ion binding
Source: RefSeq, a predicted model, not a curated record
CAACUCAUAGGAUUUAUUGACAACACACCCUAUAUAUUAUUGAGGCUUUUUAACAACUCUUCUUGGUUUCCAACUCCAAAUUCUCUUGGUUGAUACAUUAAUGGAUCAAAUGCCAGUUAGGGGCAUUCUUGGUAUCCUGGCCACUGCAGGCUCUUUCUUUGCUUUGGGAGCCUAUUAUCAGCACAUUGAUGUGAUGCGAAAUAUUCGAAGACUGGAGCAACGGAACCCUCAUGCCUACUUUAUCCGAAGAAAACUGUACGGAUUGUUAAAUAUCUUUACUGUAAGAGCUGACAGCAAAGAAUUCAGCGAGGAGGGCGAUGACUGCCACAAGUUGGGCGGAAUCAUGAAGUACGGCUUUCCCAGCACAAACGAUAUAAGUCUGAACGAAACCUUUGACUUUGUGACCUCCUUCGAUCGCCGAAACUCCGCCGUUCAGUGGAUGUGCGAGCGGGUGGACAUAUCGGAUAGAAUAAUCUACGGUGAUCCCUUAUCUGUAACGCCAGUUGGAGCCUUCGGUCAGUCCGAGGCAUCGAGAGUGUUUUUCCUCUCGAACAUAAAGCCCUUUCUGAACAGAGGGUUUAAUAUGAAAGUGUGGGACCGAUUGCUUCAGUAUGUCAACGAAAUGAGUCGAAGACAUGGAACGGUGUAUGUCUACACCGGAUCCAUUUACCUGCCCCGUGAGCUGAAGUCCAAUAAUUGGUUCCUGGAGUUCCAAACGGAGGAGAGAACCAUGGUGGCCGUUCCGACUCACUUCUUCAAGAUCCUGGUCAUUGAUCCCAGGUUCGAGGAGGACGCCAUUCCAUAUGCCGAGGCCUAUGUGAUGCCCAACUCCCCGCUGAACAACAAUGUGGAUCUGAAGACCCUUCUCAGCGAUAUUCGUGAUAUAGAAAAUGCCACGGGUCUUCGGUUCUUCGAAGGACUCGAUCGCAACUUUGUCAACACCCAAGUGGCAACCAGCAACCCAGUAAAUAGUCCUCUAGCAAACUCCGCAAAUGGUCCAGUAGCUGGUACUUUGGAAAAUCAUGGUGCCGUCACAUCGAAAAUAUCAAAUAAAUUGUAGAAAUAAAUUAAAUGUCGAUAUAACCACGUUA